Letharia columbiana is the source of this 666-nucleotide messenger RNA. RefSeq lists its product as uncharacterized. The record is from RefSeq and is a predicted model, not a curated record. Gene Ontology annotation, cellular component: nucleus. Gene Ontology annotation, biological process: mitotic cell cycle; positive regulation of transcription by RNA polymerase II. Bases 1 to 666 code for a protein of 221 amino acids. NCBI's taxonomy places the organism in Eukaryota, Fungi, Ascomycota, Lecanoromycetes, Lecanorales, Parmeliaceae. The transcript is spliced from 6 exons. Gene Ontology annotation, molecular function: RNA polymerase II cis-regulatory region sequence-specific DNA binding; DNA-binding transcription factor activity, RNA polymerase II-specific.
AUGUCCUCACAACCAAAUCGAGGACGUCCUGUCCGCCCACAACCUCCAACCACUGCUCCACCCAUGAUACAAGCGCAACAACCUCAGUCGUACUUCACUCCGAACCCCUACGGUCCUCACCCGACUCAGCUUCAACAGCCUUUUCAACCACCUCCGGGCCCUCCACCACAGCAACUGCUCGCGCCGCAACCGCAACCACCACCUCAAGCGAGCUCUCCUCCAUCACGAAAGCGCAAGGCUCCUGGUUCGGCGCCGCUGGCGGCCAUGCCACCAAUGCCCUCGACAAGCCUAGGCGAGCCAAAUGAUGGUGGACAGCAGGUCGAGGAAGCCAACGAGGCGUCUUCAUCGAUGCCGCCGCCGAAGAAGAGCAGGACCAAUACACCGUGGACUCCGGCAGAGGAGCAGCGACUGAAGAUCAUGAGGGAUGCUGGGAACAGCUGGGGCGAGAUCGCAAAGACCUUCCCGAAUAGGACCGAAGGAAGCGUCAAGAAGCAUUGGUAUAAGGACAUGCACUAUGCCGACUUUGCGGAGGAUGAUAGCGCGGCUUUACUGGCAGCCAUCAAGGAAUACGAGGCAAGCAAGUGGAAGGCCAUCGGGCAGAAGGUCGGGAAGCCAGCGAAGGCAUGCGAGCAGUAUGCGAAGGAGCAUUUCGGAAACAAGGUCUGA